AUGAGAGUUUCAGGAGCCAUCCCUCUCCUUCUUUCCGCUAUAUCGGUUUAUGCUGAUAAAGAUACAUCCUAUUACAAUGCCAAUCACGGAAAUCCUAAUGUGAAGCUAAAGAUGUACUGGAAGGAUGCCGACAAUAUCUUUGACGAUCUUUCACAGUUUUCUUCACUUCGUAUUGUAUAUCACAAUUGUGUUUGGAGUUAUGUCUAUGAUGAGAAUGAUAACGAACAAGCUGAAGAUGGAAGUGACACUUGGUACCAGGGGUCCGUUCCUAGUAUGGGAGCAAAUGUCGCAUUUAGUCUCUACGGUACCCUUAAAGGACAACGAAACAAGGGCUGUAACGAGAAAACUUUCAUCAACUCGUUCUACACCAAUACUGGAUUCUACGAUUUUAUUCAAUCCAUGGAAUAUGCUGGCAUUACCAUUGACUCCAGUGGUUACACUGCCGAAUGUGGAGGCGCUGUUGGCGUUGGAUGCGACUACGACAAUGGAUUCGCACUUCAUACCUACAGCACCGAUCAAUGUAACCCUGCGUACUUCUCUGGUGUUUCGGAUACACUUACAUACCUCAAUCAAGGCAUGAAGAAUGUCCAAUGUACCGAGAUAUACAAUUCCAACUCAGGCUACUCUGACGACGACACCUAUGGUGGUUCUUCAUCCGCUUUGACACUCCUCAAGUCCAGUAACAGUUGCAAUUACAUGAACUAUUGGUCCCCUGAUGGAAACUGUCCCGACCCAUAUGGAAAGAUCAAGAAGUACAUUUCCAACUAUAACAACGGAAUCGAGAAGGCGUAUCGCAAGGACCCAAUCAAGACGUACAAUAGAAGGAUGAGAAGAGCCAAGACAAUGAUGCUUGUUGGCACCCUCUCUUUCAUCCUUGCUGGUCUUAUCAUUCACCUUUUUGCUGGUAUGAAUGAUCCCAAGAGACGUGCCAAGAUUCUUGCCAUUCAAAAGAAGUUUUUUUCACGAAAGAAGAGGUCCAAGAAGAAGUCCAAGUCGACGCAAGAAAAGUCCGAAAGAAGCUCGCGAUCCUCUUCUUCUUUUUCUACUAGACCAGACCCCAUGUCCGUGAAUCAAUCAAAGCUUGGAACAGCACCUAGUCCAGAAUCCCCUAGAGCUGCUGAUCCCCCAGCGAUCGAGAGUAGAGGUUCUCCACUAGGCCGCAUGCUUUUGUCAUCGCGAAGCAGAUCUCCUUCAAAGAAGAAGAGCAGCUUUUCGAAAAUGUUCAAACGAAAGAAGGAAGGAAGUGAUGAUCUGCAGAUCUGUGACACUGAUGACUUCGAAGACGAGGGCGCCGAUCGAUACGCUGUCGCACCCGAUGGAGGACCACAAGAUCCCCCAAUCGUGGUUUCGAGAACAGCUAGUCAUUCUUCCGCCGAGAUUAUCUAG
Molecule: messenger RNA, 1386 nt
Organism: Cylindrotheca closterium
Lineage: Eukaryota; Bacillariophyta; Bacillariophyceae; Bacillariales; Bacillariaceae
Source: the annotation of a GenBank genome assembly